ACGUAGUUCCGUCAGCUGUUCUUGUUUUUGCUUCAGCUUUGCUGCUAUUUUCCUCCGGAGUCUGGAUGACCGACCCUUUCAGAGAACCGCACCGACACCCUGAGCAUUCAUCAAGCGGGGAGAGCCACCAAGACUGCCGCUCUCCGACACACCUAACCCGCUCCUCAUUUCAUCGGAGCUGGAGCCGUCUUCCGCCGCAGACAUCGAGCGAAGGGGUGCCGCCGAUCCCGGGCCUCCAGUCCAGUUCGGAGGGUGGGAAGGAGGUCGCUGGGAAGCAGGAUGGAAGGCGCGGACGGAGCAGGCGAGCCGGUCCGCCAGUUCGGCUGCGCCUCUUUCAACCAAGACUCCACGUCACUUGUGUUGGGAACAAGGAGUGGCUACAAGCUCUUUUCUCUGACAUCGGUGGAAAAACUAGACUGCAUCCAUGAGAGUGCAAACACUCCAGAUGUCUACAUCGUGGAACGUCUGUUCUCCAGCAGUCUAGUAGUCGUGGUGUGUGCUGCCAUGCCGCAGCGGAUGAACAUCUAUCACUUUAAGAAAGGGACGGAGAUUUGUAACUACAGCUAUCCCAACAAAAUCCUUGCCAUCAAGCUCAACAGACAGAGGCUGGUGGUGUUCCUGGAAGAGUCCAUUUAUGUUCACAACAUUAAAGAUAUGAAACUUCUCAAGACUCUGCUCAACACUCCUUCCAACCCCUCAGGUCUCAGCGCUCUUUCUACCAAUCAUUCAAGCUCCUACCUGGCAUAUCCUGGCAGUGUCUUAUCUGGGGACAUCAUUGUACAUGACACCAACAAUUUGAGCACAGUGGCAAUGAUCCCGGCCCAUGACAGUCCUCUGGCAGCGCUCGCCUUCAACGCAUCAGCUACCAAACUUGCCAGCGCCUCUGAGAGGGGUACUGUGAUCCGAGUCUUCUCCAUUCCUGAGGGCGAGCGUCUGUUUGAGUUCCGCAGAGGCAUGAAGAGGUAUGUCGACAUAAGCUCCUUAUCCUUCAGUGCUGAUGGCCAGUUCCUCUGUGCAUCCAGCAACACAGAGACUGUUCACAUAUUUAAACUGGAACAAGUGGGACCAAGGGGAGAGGAUGAGGCUGCUACGUGGACAGGUUAUAUGGGGAAGAUGUUCUCAGCAGCCAGCAGCUACCUCCCGAAUCCGGUUUCUGGCAUGAUGAGCCAGGACCGGGCUUUCGCUACCGUUCACCUCUUCUCAUCUGGUCAGAGGAACAUUUGCACCUUAGUCACAAUCCAGAGGCUUCUGCGGUUACUAGUGGCCACUACCGAUGGCCAGCUGUUCAUCUAUAAUGUGGAUCCACAGGAUGGAGGCGAGUGCCAGCUGGCUUGCGAACACAGGCUCAUUGGUGUUGAUGAAAAUCACAGAGGAGGAACAAAGUCAGAGGAAGGGCAGCUCACACAGAAAACUCGCUCCUCUCCAUCUUAUGCAGAAACUGCUGCCUUACCAGCCUCUGGCCAAGCCACGGCAACCCUCACUGGUUACUCUGAAGAUGGCGGGGCAAAAAAGGGGGAAGUCAUUCCUGAGCACGAGUUUGCCGCUGGGCCUGUGUGUCUGGAUGACAUGAAUGAGUUCCCUCCUGUGAGCAUCCAGAAGUGCUAAAUAUCAGCCAUAGAUCCCUGAUACCAUCAGUUAGUUAUCGGUUGGUGCCGCAGCAGGACUGGAGGUGGCCAGGAGUGAGGCUGUAGAAGAACAAACACAGGCAUCGGCCAGCAAGAUGAACAGAAAAAUUAAGUGUCAAAUAAUUACUGAGUGAAGAGGAGAAAACACUUAAAGGUCAUACAGUAGGGAAAACAAGCUGUCUGUGAUUUCCAAAAAAACAUUUGACAAUGAUCACUGUUGGUUUUAUACAACACCCAAAACAAGUCAACAUGAUGACUUUUCUGGAAAUAUGAGGUGCAUGCGUGGGUACGAAAUAUACCCAAAACUUUUAUUUUAUUGUUACUUGUCAAAUAUACUAUUGACAUGCAUUAUUGUAGCACAAUUAGGUUUUUUCUUAGUAUUUCAGUUCACAUAUAUUUUAUUGUACAUAGUAUUUUAUCACAUUCAGUGUUUCUGUAUAUGCCUCCUGGAGAAUUUUCAGAAGGUGAAUAAGUACUGUAUGUUUCUUUGUGCCUCAUAUGUUUUGUAAAAGUAAAAUGUAAUUUGCCAAUUGCACAAGCCCAAAAAAAGAAGAAACUAAAUAUUAAACUCAUAGAAGACUGAAACUAUGCAAAACAA
Molecule: messenger RNA, 2223 nt
Organism: Girardinichthys multiradiatus
Lineage: Eukaryota; Metazoa; Chordata; Actinopteri; Cyprinodontiformes; Goodeidae
Product: WD repeat domain phosphoinositide-interacting protein 1-like
Exons: 13
Coding region: 280-1605 (441 amino acids)
Biological process (GO): nucleophagy; autophagy of mitochondrion; protein lipidation
Cellular component (GO): phagophore assembly site membrane; cytosol; extrinsic component of membrane
Molecular function (GO): phosphatidylinositol-3,5-bisphosphate binding; protein binding; phosphatidylinositol-3-phosphate binding
Source: RefSeq, a predicted model, not a curated record